GUGGAGAUGCUGUCAGCCGCCAGCUGCUCUGUGAAGGCAAUUCUCCAACCUGCUCUUCUUGGCUGUGCUAGGGAAGCUGUAUGCGAGCUUGUGACUCCCUGGAGAAACGUCUGCUUACAUCACACAGUGGCUCCCUCCGCUAAAUAUGGUGGAAGACACACAGUGACUAUGAUUCCCGGAGAUGGCAUUGGGCCUGAGCUUAUGGUUCACGUCAAGAGAAUAUUCCGAUCAAAGUGUGUGCCAGUGGACUUUGAAGAAGUGUGGGUGACCUCUACAUCUAACGAGGAGGAGAUCCACAAUGCUCUUAUGGCCAUCCGUCGGAACCGCGUUGCUCUGAAGGGCAACAUUGCAACCAAUCACUAUCUGCCUGCCACUCACAAAUCUCACAACACCAAGUUUCGCACCAUCCUUGACCUCUACGCCAGUGUAGUCCAUUUCAAGACUUUUCCUGGUGUGGAGACCAGACACAAGAACAUAGACAUCAUAGUUGUUCGGGAGAACACAGAGGGCGAGUAUACUAACCUGGAGCACGAGAGCGUGAAAGGGGUGGUCGAGAGUCUAAAGAUUGUGACAAGGUCCAAGUCUCUGCGCAUUGCUGAGUAUGCCUUCAGGUUGGCUCAGAAGAUGGGGCGCAAAAAAGUGACAGCUGUUCACAAAGCCAACAUCAUGAAACUGGGAGAUGGGCUCUUCCUGCAGUGCUGUAAGGAUGUGGCAGCCCACUACCCUCAGAUCACCUUAGAGAGUAUGAUCAUAGACAACACCACCAUGCAGUUGGUAUCCAAUCCCCAGCAGUUUGAUGUCAUGGUGAUGCCCAAUCUUUAUGGCAACGUUAUCAACAGUGUCUGCACAGGGCUGGUUGGAGGAUCAGGACUUGUACCAGGAGCCAAUUAUGGUGACUCUUAUGCAAUAUUUGAGAUGGGUUCAAAGACAAUAGGUCAAGAGUUAGCUCACAGAAACAUUGCCAAUCCUGUCGCCAUGCUGCUGACCAGCUGUAUCAUGCUGGACUACCUUGAUCUCCACUCUUACGCCACUCCCAUCCGCACUGCCAUCAUGGCAUCCUUAAAAAACAAAGCCAUCUACACACCAGACAUGGGUGGCCAGGGUACCACAUCAGGCAUUGUAGAUUACAUCCUGGACUAUAUGAAACGCCAUACACACAGUUGAAAUGCAAACAUCUUA
Molecule: messenger RNA, 1179 nt
Organism: Acomys russatus (golden spiny mouse)
Lineage: Eukaryota; Metazoa; Chordata; Mammalia; Rodentia; Muridae
Product: probable isocitrate dehydrogenase [NAD] gamma 2, mitochondrial
Exons: 1
Coding region: 7-1164 (385 amino acids)
Biological process (GO): tricarboxylic acid cycle; isocitrate metabolic process
Cellular component (GO): mitochondrion
Source: RefSeq, a predicted model, not a curated record